AUGGCGGAGCGAAUUGAAAUCUUGAAGCGUUUGCAGCGAGGGGCAUUUUCUGACUUGAUGAAACUUAGAGACAGGAAGGACAAAGUGGAAAGAAUGCUUACUUUCUCUAGGACUUCAAAGGGGAGUCCAUUUCAAGAUGAUGGUACCAAUGUGAGGGGUGAGAUUUAUAUGAUGGGAACUUUAUUCUUAACGGAUUAUCUGGAUCAGGGGAAUGUUGAUGCAAUUAGAAGCACUGGAGUCAAAAUAGGAAUUAAUGCGAGAAUCUCCUUUGAGAUCAAAAUCCGUGAGAAAGAUAAUCUCGAGGUUGUGUUCAUUGCUAAUCAGAUUGACCACACACAGUCUAGCAGUAUUCUUGGAAGUGCUCUCUCUCUUGCUAAAGUAAGUUACACAUCAAACAUAACUGACUGGUGCUUGAUGGUUGCAAUUCCUUUGGGGGCUAGAUGUAGAGACUUGUCAAUUUCAACGGAUUCUUCAUUUCAGGAGAAAGGCCUUACUGAUUACUCAUCUUCUGGACCACCUUUGUUGCAUCAAGAUAAUAGAUGUGCAAUUGGUCUCUCAAUUAAAAAAUCAAACGUUGUUGCUUCUUUAGCUCAUUUUGUUGUUGAUCUACCUAGUUCAUUUGGAUAUUGUUUCAGCACCUUUGGCCAGAUCUUAUGUCAGCUCCCAAGGAGUGCAAAUCUCUCGUUGUUUAGUCUUCACCAAGUCCCUAAACCAAGACAACAAGCCAAUGCUGGAGCCUUGACAAUAGCACUGGGCAUUUGGUCACGCCAUCAACGUUCUGAGGAGUCAAUGACAGAUUUCGAGGAAACAGUAGCUGGAAACUCUGUUGCUCUGAUGCUAGAAUCUGAACUGGAUGAAAGCCCUAGAGUUCGAGGGUGGUUAAAAAUGAAGAAUGGCAAUCCAAAAUAUCUGCAGUGGUCAGUUAGCAUAUCUGAUUUUCCAGAAGAUGAGAUUGGAUGGGAUCUAAGUUUUGGAGGGACAAUUCAAGGUCCAAAUAGUUGGGACCAUUUUCAAGUUGAGGCGUUUCUUAAAUUCAAUAUGGGCACGAGAUUUAGUUUGCAACCAGCUUUUGUUUACCUCAUGGAUGGGAAUAACCAAAUUCUAGCUCUAAUGUGUCGUUCAACUUGGUCUAUUUGA
Spinacia oleracea (spinach) is the source of this 1137-nucleotide messenger RNA. RefSeq lists its product as uncharacterized. The coding region runs from base 1 to 1137 and encodes 378 amino acids. The record is from RefSeq and is a predicted model, not a curated record. The transcript has 3 exons. Lineage: Eukaryota; Viridiplantae; Streptophyta; Magnoliopsida; Caryophyllales; Amaranthaceae.